AAGAAGGCGCGGAAUCAGGGAAUGGCGCUGCUGCUGGUGGUUCUGCGAGGUGCCCAUCGGGCUUAGGAGCGCCCGCCUCAGCCGCCGGGGCAGGAGCAUGCGGGACCCUCUGCUGGUGGCGCUGGGCUGGGUGGUGGCGGCAGCGGCCAUCACCUCGACGUGGCACGUCCAGGCGGCAGGUGAGACCCCAAAGGGGAGAGAGCGAGAGAAACAGAGUCCCCAGCAACCUGGGCAGGGCGUCCCAUGGAACACAUGGGGGUUUCCUCUCGAGGAAGUGGGCAAGAGGGUAGCUUUUUCACUGCUCACACGGGAUCCGUUUUAUCUGUUGGUUAUUCAGUUCAUGAAAUGUGGUAUUCCGCUUGAUCGUAAGGAAAAGCCUCCAGCGGUUUACCAAAACACGUUUUAGAUCGGCUGCUUUUAAUCGAUUGGCUGGUUGUUUGGUGCUGAGCUUACUUUUCUUCUUAUUCAAUGGACCCGUUGCUUUGUUUUGUAAAAUAAAACUGUAAAAGCCGCCCUAAUAGUUGGGUAGAACAGGGCAUUGAUUGGAGAGGGGCAUUUGGUGAUUUGCUCUUUUACCUGGCUUUGAGUGACUGCGCACUCUGUUGCUUGUGUGGGUGUCUUAUGUAUUAAUCUUCUGUCCAGCACAUUGAGGGGCCAAAAAGUGAUAUACAAAUGAACCGUUGUUGUUAUGCCCCCAAAGUGAUAUCUAUUUUAUUGCAUAAAAUUAAUACGCUGCUUGAUUGUAAAGGAAACAAAGAAAGCUCAAAAUAGUUUUCAAAAAAAGAUAGAAUAAUUAAAUUAUCAAUAAGAAAAAUUAACAACAGUGAUUUAAGACUUUUGAAAAGUCAAUAUAACAGUAGACUAAAGACAGAUUAAAACUCGCAGAAACUCAACUUUCUAAACAUCUGGGUAGGCUCAUCUAAAGUCGAAUGUUUUUAGAAUGUUUUCAGAACAAGAAUGAUAUAAGAAUACAUGACAACAAUGAAUAAUAAUAAUAAUAAUAAUAAUAAUAAUAAUAUAACAGUCAUGAGGGGCUCCAGCCUGUGUUGAGAACCACUGGCAGCUCUUGCCAACCUGCUGCCUUCCCGGUGUUUGGGAGCUGCUGAUGGGAGUUGUAGGGCAACAUGGGGAAGGGUCACUACCACCCAACCCAGCCCCCAGCAUUGCUCCUCUCUCUUUAACAGUGGUCCACUGAUGAAACUUUCACACCACCUCUUCUUAUUUCCUAUCAGGAAAAUCACCACCUGCUGAAUUUCUGUUGAAUUUGCUUUUUAAGGCACAGGAGCAAUGGCAAUUAAAAAGGUGGCAAUCCUGAGUUACCUUUAAGGUGCUUGGGACCAUGGUAACUGAACCACCAGCAGAUCAAUUUAUUAAUUUUUAGAAAAGGCCAUACGCUUGUGAGUCACCCCACUGCUUUUGUACUUGCCAGCCAUCUAGGCGAAGGGUGCCUGAGUGUGUUUUGUUUCUGUUUCCCUUUUUCUAACUGCGUAGGCAACAUGGCACCUUUUCUCUCUUGUAUUUCCAAACGGGCCAGGGGGAAAGCAGAUGCAGUGGGCUCAGCUAUGUUCACCCCACUCCAUUCAAGCGCAAGGGUUUGAGUCUUUUUAGUGCACAGAAAAGGCAAGCAAUUGGCAACGUGAUAGAAGUUUAUAACAUGGCACUUUGAAGGUGCACAGAGAAAAGUCGUCCCCCCUCUCGUAACGCUCAAAUUGGUGGAUGUACAAUGAAGCUGAAUGUUGGGAGAUUCAGGAUAAACAAAAGAAAUUCCUUCUUCAACCAGAGCAUAUUGAAGCUAUGGAGACAAUGAUGGCUCCCAACUUGGAUGGCUUUAAAAGAGGAUUGGACAAAUUCAUGGCGGGCAAGGCUAUUAAUGGCUACUAAGUAUGAUGGCUAAGCUCUGCCCCCACAGCCAGAGGCCUCAUGCAUCUGGGAAUCUCAGGUGGGCAGAGUGCUGUUGCGCUUAUGUCCAGUUUGCAGACUUCCAACAAGGAUCUGACUGGUCACUGUGCGGAGAGAUGGGUCAUUGGCCUGAUCCAGCAGGCCUGUCUUAUGCUCUUAUGUUCUUAUGUCAAGGUGAUGGGUGGGAUGCUGGAUUUUGUAAAUUAAUAAAGCGGGGGGGGGGGGGGGGAGACAUUGUUAGCUCACAUUAAAAAUAAGAAAAAAAAUUAAUCCCAAUGAUAUCCAAAUGAGACUAAUGAUUAUAAAGAUAUAUGCUCAGAUGUAGAAGGGGCAAUUCGAUCUCCAAACCGUUGAGUAAUGGAUGGUGGGUGUUUUUCCUUUCAGUCUCUUUGGGACUUGCCAGAUCCCCUUUCGUUGUUCAUCCAUUAGCCCCCAUCUCAGAGGGACAUACCGUAUUCUUUGCUCUAUAAGACUCACUUUUUCCCUCCUAAAAAGUAAGGGGAAAUGUGUGUGCAUCUUAUGGAGUGAAUGCAGGCUGUGCAGCUAUCCCAGAAGCCAGAACAGCAAGAGGGAUUGCUGCUUUCACUGCGCAGCAAUCCCUCUUGCUGUUCUGGCUUCUGAGAUUCAGAAUAUAAUUUUUCUUGUUUUCCUCCUCCAAAAACUAGGUGUGUCUUGUGGUCUGGUGUGUCUUAUAGAGUGAAAAAUACGGUAAUUUAAAAGUGCGUGAACGUCUGCAAACACCAAGCAUUUUGAUUUUAGCAUAGGAAGAGGUGCUUGGGUGAGGGGUGCUGAACUCUCUCUCACACCUUUGCACCCUUUGUUCCAUCGCCUCAGGUGCUUUUCUCACAGCCACCUCUGAUUCUGGAAAUGGCUGGACUGAGGAGAAGUACCUGAGCUGAUGUAGCAAGAGAAGUCCUGGUGGGGGAAGGGGAGAGGGCUCAGCUUCCCUUACCCUGUAAUGUAGGAGUAAGAGCAGCUUUUGCCAGCCUGUUGCCUUACAGGUGUUUUGUAUUACACUUUCCAGGAGCUGCAGCCAUGGUACUGUUAACUCCAGCAUCUGAGAGCCCACUGACUGAGGCUGAUGGGAAUUGUAGUUAGGAAUGGGAGAGGAUUUUGGUUUGCUCCAGAACUGGAAGCAAACCUCUCUGGUCUUCAUCCGAUGGCUCACAUUGGAUCACAUGUCUAGACUGGAUUGCAUGUAUGUGAACUUCUCAGGUUGUGGUUAUUUGUGCUAACAUCCUGGUUUUAGUUUCAUUUCUAUACAAGGUGGUUCAGGAGCUUUCUAGCUCUUUUUGCCUUUCUGUUCAAAAAUCAUUUCUAGCUGCUUGAAAGAUACCGUAUCAGUAUUGGAGUUUUAAAAAAGAUGUUAUUAAGGUGUUUUUAUUGCUUUAUUGUUUGUCACUCUGGGCUCCUUUGGGAGGAAGGGCAGUAAAGAAAUUGAAUAAAUAAAAAACAAAUUAAAAUUAAGUGUGUGUAUGUGAAAAUUGCUUAAAAUAUCCACAUGGUUAUAAGAUGGAACAGACUUGCUGGUCCACUUGUGUUCAAGGGACACAAACCAGAUUAAGGCUGCAUUCACAACAUACAUUUCAACUGCAAUGAUACCACUUUAACCAGUCAUGGCUUCCGCCAAAAAAAUUAUGGGAGUUGUAGUUUGUUAAGGAUGCUGAAAGUUUUUAGGAGACCACUAUUCCCCUCACAGAGCUACCAUUCCCAGAGUUUCCUGUGAAGAGGGACUGAUUAUUAAACCACUCUGAUGAAAUUAUAACAGGGCAGAUAAUCUAUCAGAGACCCUGAUUCCCCGGACCAUUUGGUAGGUUGGGUCCUUUUUGAAGUGGGGUUGGUCUAGAAGACCCUUGGGGUCCCUUCCAACUCUAUGAUUCUAAGUGUAGCCACAUGGUGAGGCUUCCCCCUGAGGGCAGCUGUUCACAUCUAGCACUCUUGAGACUUGAUUCAAUGGCUUUUAAGAUGCCACCAGAACUCACCCACUGUGCUUUGUGGUAGGCUAGCCAAAACCACAGGAUGAAGAAUGUGCCUCCAGAAUGUCACCAUUCUGCACAACAAACCCACUUUCUUAAAAUGAAAUAAAAAGCCCCCCCCCCUGACUUUUAGUGCUUAGGAAAGUGACAGGAGAGUAACAGGGAACUGUACUGAAAAGUGUGGGGUGAACUAAAGAUAAAUGGGAAGACAUGUCAGCACCACCACCCCACGCCAAUUGGAAUGAAUGCUCAUUGUCCUAUAACUGCCCCAUAAUAAUAUUUGUUAACAAAUGCUCAAUACAUAGUCUAGCCUCUGUGUAAGCUUUGUGCAAGCAGAUCAGGAUGCUGAAUAGCAAAGAGUCCUCAGUGUGAUUUAAUUUAAAGUGUCUGCUAUGCUACCAUUUGUCUGCAUGAACUGGGAUGAAGGGCCUUCCACUUUCUAGUGCAUAUCUUAAAAGUAUUUGUGUGCAUGUUUGACCAUAUGUGUAUUUGCAGAAACGUGGAUUGUUCAGGGACAUUGUGAAUAGGGAUUGGACCUCGGACUGGUUAUUCAGCCUAUUUGUUUGCUGCUGUGUGUGACUGUGUGAAGCAGACGCAAAUGAGUGAAAGAUGCUUUCAUCAAAAACACUUGAGUUCGCCAGCAAACGACGCCAGCUGUCAGGUCUUGGUUACUCUGUGCAUAUUGAGCGAGGCAUGUCUUGCCAAACAACAACAACAACACACACACACUUAGCAAAAUUAAAAGUUUUGAAAUAUGGGUUUGGUCUCUGUUCCCCACCCUGCAUCAAAAUAUAACUUAUAGUACUGAGAAACAAUUGGCAGCCUUUAUCGAUGAGUUCUUCCAGCCAUCGCGGCCACUGCAGGAUGCUACUUCUCACAGAGAACAGCAGGGAUUUGUUUUGGGCUGGGGAGGAUUAAGAACAGGCAAUUAAUCUGAACCAGCAUUGCUCAACCAUCCACAUUCCUGCCUGUCAUGCCUCAUCUGGAGGAGUCCACAAUCAGAGGCCAAUGUGGAGCUCCCACUACUUAGUGAAGCCCAGGACCCAACAAGAUCUGUGGACAAGGACAAGUUAGGACUCCGGGACAAGGGUGCUAGGUGGGCAUCCCGUGGAGACCUCCCCUUUGACAACAACUAAUGGGAUUCGGCUGGGUGUGGUUCAAGCAAGCUCCAGCUGAAAAGCCCCAGCAUCAGGUGGGAAGAGCUGCUUUUUGCCUUGUACCUGGCCCUCUACUUGCGUGGAAUGAGACCUUGGACUGCCCCUUGAUUUGCAUCUUUCCUGAGCCCUUGCUUGAACCACUGUUUACUUGGGACUGGACCUCGGACUGGCCUUGGGUGUUGCUGGUGUCUGCAUCCAUGGCAGCUCUGUUUAUAUGGAUGUUCCUCUGCAGCUCAGGACCCAGCUAGGGCAGGACACUCCCCUCCCUCUUUAUUCAGCUGUAGCCAAGGGUCAGGCAAGGCAGAGAAAGGGGGUGUCCCUCUUACGCCCAUUACAGUGAAUCCAAUUUCUCCUCUGUUGUUCUUUGGAAUGCAGAGGCACCCCUUGAGGUUAGAUCCCCAGGGAUUUCAAAUUCUGCAAGGCCUUGCUGUUGCAAUUCAAGGAGGGGAGGUAAGCUGAGCCCUUUCCCCCCGCCCCCCUACUUUCCUCCUCACUUCCAUCAGGCUCGCUGCUCAACUCCUGUUCUCCUCUUAACUGGCUAAAGAUGCUGGCUGAGUUUAUUUUAGGUGUGCUCAGGAAACCCAGCUGGCGCCUUUGUGGGGAAGGGACUUGUCCAGGGAUAAACACAUCUUUCCAGGGCCCAGAUAAGAUAAUAUUUGUCCCUGCUGGCACUUCAGCCAAUUAUGUUGGUUCUUUUUUUUACUUUGCUGCUUGUAAAACAUGAUAAUUUUCUGGAUAAAAAUAUAGUUUAAAAAACUCAACUUUUUUCAAAUGUGUGUGUUGGGGGGAGGGUUUCCUAGGAUAUUGUUAUUCAAACGGAUUUUUUAAUUUAAAUACUUACAAAACACAAUUUUCAAGUGUAUCAAGGUGGCUUAUGAAACAUACAAAAUGUAAUAAAAUUGCCUGUAAAACGUAAUUUAAAACAUCAAUAGAUGCCAGGGCUGUCAGACAGGCAGGACCACCCACAAAAUGUCAAAAUGAAGACUCCCUGUGUUCACUCAAGCCAGCUGCUUCUACCACCUAUCAGCUUGCCAUCUUCUCAGACCUGUCCUCGGUGUCCCACCACCAAUGUCAUUGGUCUAAGUCUUCUUCCUCCGUGUCAUCCCUGGGGAUUUUUGGGCUGGCGUCUCCCACUGCUCUUCAUCAACCAGCCAGUCUCUGACAGUAGAUUGGUUAGAAAGGGAAGCUCAUAUUGCAAAGGCUUGCCUAAAGAGUAGAAAAGAAGACCGAAAGAAGGCAGGGAUUAUUGCUGCCAAAGACAGUUCCACAGAGCAGAGCCUUCCACACUAAAUACUCAGUCCCUUCUAAUGGCCAACCAAACUUCAAGGCAUGGAGAUCCAUCCAAAGUGCCCCAUCAGAUGAUCUCAGUGAUUGAGGGGACACACAAGGGAACAGACAGUUUUUCAGGUGUUUCAGGCCCAGGGCUUUGUGGAUUAACACAAGAACCUUCGAACUGUUGCCUGCAGUCUUCUCCUGUGAGCAGCCUGGCCACUGUAGGAAUCAAGUCUUGAGGCUGCCAGUGCAUGGACCACUGUAUGGUCAGGCUGUGUGGUCCAGGAAUGGUUUCAGUUGGCAUACCAUGCAUACCAUCUAGAGCUGGUAAAAAAAAGCACUCUUGGGCAUUUUUGGGGCAUCCCUCUGUUUUGAUAUGGUUUGGGCAGUUUGAGUAUGGAAACUGAGUUCAUCUCAUUUAUGUACAUAUUGUCCCUGACAUUGCCUGUCAUUUAAGUCCUUAAAUGCACCUAGUGUGUCCAAUUGUCCAAGAGGAUUGGUGGAUAAAUUCAUGGUGGAUAAAGCACUAUCACUGGCUACUAGCCAUGAUGGCUCUGCUCUGCCUCAAUGGUCAGAGGCAUCAAUGCUUUUGAAUACCAGUUGCUGGAAGCCACAGGAGUGGCACAUGCUCUUGUGUUUGGGGUUACGGGUUUCCCACAGGCAUCUGGUUGGCCACUGUGAGAACAGGAUGUGGGCCACCGGCUGGAUCCAGCAGGCCUCUGUGUACAUUCUCUUGGGUUGGCGUGCUAAUUUUUAAAAAAGGGGGCGCUCAGUUUCACUUUCCCCCUGUGCUUUCACCCAUUUAGAUUGUGAUCUCCUCUAAGAGCUAUUGUUUAACCGCUUCUGUGAGCAUUAUAUAAAUAACAAUAAAUUAUCCAUUCCAUAUGGGCUGGAUAUCACACAGUCGCCCUUGAAUGGGGCCCUAAACAACUGUUGUGCAAAAGCCAAAUCUAGCUGGGAUCACUGAUUGCUGAGUAAAUCCCUUGAAGGCAGAGGCCAGAUUCCACAAGGGUGAAUCUGCAGAAUAUUCAUGCCUCCAGCUAUUCAAAAUCCCACUGCAGGCACUUUGUGUUGUGGGGAAAUUAGCAUCCUACACCCAGUUUGCAUUUAGGUUAAAGCAAUACAGUAUCUACCAAGAUCAAGGUGAGGCAAUCUUGGCUGUUCUUGCCUAUCUCCCCUUGUGCAAUUCUCCAGAGCCAUAGGUGAAUAUUUCCCAAGUAGCUGAAACUCUUUCUGAGAGGUGUAUGUUCCAGAUUAAUCGAUAACCCAGAAGCUCAGUCCUACCUGGCCAGUCCAGGAGCUACAGCCAAAGACCUUGAUAAAGCACCCCACCCUCCAGACAACAAACAGUCCUGCUCUUCCUUUCAACCUCUGCCUUACGACAAUACCUACACUGUUCCAGAUGAGUAUGUUCAGCUUUUUGCAGUUAUUAUUUCAUAAUCUGUGAAUCACUUUGUGUAGCUCUGUCCCAAGGUGAUUUUCAGGCACAUUCUUAAAAACAGCUAAGAGAAUAUUGUAAGCAGUAGGAAAACAGCCGAGUAUAUAUUUAAAAACAGCACAGAAUGAACACCUAAGGCAGAUUCCUCUUCAUCCAGCUGGAGAAGCCUGUCGAAACAAAAAAUACCUUCAAUUGUUUCUGGGGAAUACAGAUAUCAGUUGCCUGUUGUAUCUCAACAGGAAUGCUGCCCCUCCAGAGGACAUCAUGAAUCCACUCUCCUAGUCACAGAGGGAUGCGAUUCCUCCAACCGACCCCAUUUUAUGUGGAAAAGACCCUGAUGUUGGGAAAGAUUGAGGGCACAAGGAGAAGGGGACGACAGAGGACGAGAUGGUUGGACAGUGUUCUAGAAGUUAGCAGCAUGAGUUUGACCAAACUGCGGAAGGCAGUGGAAGACAGGAGUGCCUGGCGUGCUCUGGUCCAUGGGGUCACGAAGAGUUAAACAUGACUAAACGACUGAACAACAACAGCAACAAUACUAAUUCUUGAAAUGGAUUAGGGGUGGCUGUUCUUGCCUCAGAAUUCCAUUGAAAAUGUGUCUGUGCUGGGCAAUCUUACCUUUUAUCUCCCUGUGUGUGCCAACCUGUUGACACUUCCUCUGCAGCCAUAAGCUGCCUUGCUCUCUGUAAAAUAGGUGAAAGCAGUUUCACCAAAGGUAUGUCCUAGGCAACAAUAGGGCCUUGGAGAUGUGAUUGCAAAGUUACCAUAGUUUAUUCCUUUGUCAAGCUUGUUUGACCUCAGUGCUCUUUGAGGACCGGUCCCUGAAUAUUUUACCAUGAAAACAUGAUAACAUUUGUUGGGGGUAAUGAAAACACCCUAAUGACAAAAUCUGAUGCAUUUCAGGGACAUUUUAUGCCUCAGGUGGUGUUUUGUUUGUUUGUUUCCAGAAGGAAAACUGAAAGUGAUAGGUAGCUAAAAUGUGGGGACUUGUAUGGGUGACAAUUUGUGACAAUGUCCUAGAAUGACUUCCUGGUAGGUUUGUUUCUAUGUGAAUUGCACAAUGAUAAGGGUGCUGAGGGGACACUUCAGCACCCACAAAAUUGGAUGAAGGUUAAGAAGAGGCUGGAGGGGGGCUACAUUCUGCAUUAUAGACACUGCCUUGAGACACUGUGGUACUCCAGCACCACCCUGUGUGUCUCCCAUCCCCACUGCCAGAGACAGUGGAGAAGCAGUGGCAGUAGCAGUAGCAGUAGCGGCAGCAGCAGCGGCAGCACCUCAGAGUCCUCUGCCACUGCUGCUUCUUGUUUCUGCAGCAGCGGGCAGCAUAGUGUGGCAGUAGGCAGGCACAGGGGCAGGAUUUGCUACCUCAAGAUUCCACCUCCACCUGAGACAGCUGCCUCAGUUUGCCUAAUCAUAAGGCUGACUCUGUCUCUAAGCUCCCUUCCAGCUCUUUAUGUGAUGCAAUAAAUCAUCUACAAAUCUGCAGAAUCAUUUCCUCCCAGUUUGCCCUGAGAGAGGAAAAGGUUGAAUUGAACACUAUGAUGAGGUUACCAGAUUUUUUCAAUGAAUCUGGGGACACUUUAAAUUAAUUAAUUAAGUAAGUAAGUAACUUUGGGACAUUGAUGCUGCAGCGAUGGCGGUGGCAGAGGGGCCAUCAACCGCCUUGACCUCAACCGCCACGUUUCCCCUUUCUUCCCCAGCUUCUAUCUCCUUUCUCCUGGAGCCUGGGCAGCCCCUGAGUUUUUGGUUCUUUGGUGGUGGGGAAGCGGUGCGCGAUGGGUCAGGCAUGGAAGGUGGAGAAGGAGGGCUGAGAGCGGCGGCAGCAGCGAGGCUCGGGCAACACGAAGCCUUCCUUCCCAUCGGAGCAGCCCCAAUCCCACUCCUACUUGUGUGCAAGCAGGAGGGGGCAGGGAUCUCUCAGGCAUCAUGAUGCCUUCCUUCCCAUCUGAGCAGCCCCAAUCCCAUUCCUACUUGCGUGCAAGCAGGAGGGGGCGGGGAUCCCUCAGCUGGGAAGGGAGGUUUCCCCUUGCCUAACUGAGAGAUCCUUGCCCCCUCCUGCUUGCAUGCAAGCUCUGAUAGGCAGCAUGAAGCCUCCCUUCACAGCUGAGAGAUCCCCGCCCCGCUCCUGCUUGCAUGCAAGAAGGAGUUGGGAGGCUGCUCCCAUAGGCAGCAUGAAGCCUCCCUUCACAGCUUAGUUGCUGGGGUCAGGGAAGGUGGAGGAAGCCCGGAAGCUGCAUCUUCAAGCCCCUGCACCACCAUCAUAUGGGGACUUCUUAGCAGCUCCUGUUGCCAGCCAGAGCCAACUGCUCCAGGCUGCUGAGACUGCCGCCCCUGCGUUUCCCGGGGACAUUAGAUGAAAUCUGGGGACAUUCCAGGGAUGCAAUUUGUCUGGGGACUUAUUCACAAAUCCAGGGACUGUCCCUGGGAAACGGGGACGUCUGGUAACCCUACACUAUGAGGGCACUUUGAAACUCCUUCCCCCAUUAUGAGAACACAAUGCCUGCUCUACUCUCACAGAGAGUCUGUGAACAGGGCAGACCUCAGCCAGGUGCCUCUAAAUAUCACAGAAAUAGCAAGCACAGUUUCCUGCUUCUGUUCCAUAGGGGCACAAGAGUCCUCUGCUAGGUUAGCUGCUGAUGUGUAUCUCGGAAGUCACGGCCAUUUCUUUUGUUAGCCUGACAUUUGGGUUGGCUCAGUGGUGUUAACAGGCACAGCUACUCGGUUUCAAAAAUAAAAUACAGUGGUGCCUCGCAAGACGAAAUUAAUCCGUUCCGCGAGUCUCUUCGUCUUGCGGUUUUUUCGUCUUGCGAAGCACGGCUAUUAGCGGCUUAGCGGCUAUUAACGGCUUAGCGGCUUUAAGAAAAAGGAAACAAAAUCGCAAGAACUCGCAAGACGUUUCGUCUUGCGAAGCAAGCCCAUAGGGAAAUUUGUCUUGCGGAAUGACUCAAAAAACGGAAAACUCUUUCGUCUUGCGCGUUUUUCGUCUUGCGAGGCAUUCGUCUUGCGAGGUACCACUGUAAUGAGAUUGCUCAUCAAAGAGGAAAGAGUUGGGCAAUCACAGUCUAUGCUGGCAAAUCUUUCUCACAUGAUCCUUUUUCCUAAUGCAACCAGAAUUCAAGGCACAUUUUCUGCCACAAGAAUUCAAGAGAGUUGUGCAACCUGCAGUUGUUUUGAAUAUGGAAACGAUUUUAUAUAAUCGUUCUCUGGUUUGAAAUUGGAAAUGUGUCAUAGCAAAGUAUAGUCUGGCCAUCUGAAGCCUUGGGCUUGUGUGCUUCCUAAACUUUAUUUAUCGUUCUGACAAUUUGUAUAACACUUAACAACAGUUGCCUCUAAGCAGUGUACAAGAGACUCAAUGCAAUGAAACUAAAAAUGAGCUAAAAGGUUAAAAUUAACUGUAAAAAUGUUCUCUUGCCAUCCACACUGAUUUCCUCCUUCACUUUCUAGUUUGAUCAGGCCAUAGUUUACUACUACAGCUGAAUUAAGCAUGCUAGAACUUUAAGCAAUAGACCACAUAGAUGUGUGAGCAUCCUGCCCUGAAAGCAGUGGAGCCUUUGAAAACAUUCAUUUUAUUUAUAAAUCCCAUGACAGCCAGUGUUGCAUAGUGGUUAGAGUGUCUGACCAGGACCUGGGAGGCCAGGGUUUAGCCAUGAAACCCACUGGGUGACCAGUUGCUGCAUCUGAGCCUAACCUACCUCACAGGGUUGUUGUAAGAAUAAAAUGAGGAGGGGGAGAGCCAGGUACACCACCUCGAGUUAUUUGCAGGAAAGGGGGGGGGUAUAAAUAUAAUAUAUAAAGCAUUCAAAAGCAAUUUAACAAUGAAAGCAUCAACAAUAAAAAUGUACAUAAAACCACUUCCAUUACUGAUUCAGAGUGGGAUAAAAUCUCUAUUUAAAAGGCUUGUUGUAAAGGGAAGAUAUUCAACAGGGGUCAGAAAGACAAUAGAGACGGCAAGUGGCUGAUAUGUAAUGGGAGUCUGUUCCAAAGCGUAAAGGCCUGAUUCUGACACCAUGCAGAAUGGACCCCUUGAUGGUUAUGGUCCCUGAUAUGAGUGCAGUGAUUUGUUAGGUAAAUGCACAGCAAGAUGAUAUUUUAGGUAUCGUGGUCCCAAACUGUAUAGAUUACCAGUACCAGCAUCUCGGAUAUAGCCCAGUGGCUGCUUGGUAGCAAUUCAAAUCAGUGCAGAUGUUUGCAAAAGUCUCAGAAGGUGCUCACUGCUGCCUCCCCCUGUUCCCCAAAGACCAAGUGAUUUAUCUGGGACAAGGCAAGGCCCUGGAGAGAGGGGUGCAUGCCAGGUCCCGGCUGUCUUUUCCUGCCUUGCCACAGCUAAGUCCCUGGGCUCAGUGGCGUAGCGUGGGGGGUGCAGGGGGGGCCGGCCGCACCGGGCGCAACAUCUGGGGGCGCGCACUUGCACUCGCAGCUCUCUGCCCCUACCUGGCUCACUCACUCUCUCUCACUGCAGUGCUGGCUGUGCGAAUCCGAUCCGAGCCGCUGGGUCGCCGCCCACUGUGGAGGGGGUGGGUGCCAGGCGUGCGGUGCGGAGAGAGAGUGAGGACUAUCUGGGGGAGGGACAGUGCAGCGGCCGCCCAGCGCAGCGCUGAGCGCGGGAGAGAACCACACCAGACCAGCCCAGGCAGCAGCAAGAAGAAGCUGGCAGCGGCGGCAGGUUAGGGGUUAGGGGGCGCAAAUUACUUGCCUUGCCCUGGGUUAGGGGGCGCAAAUUACUUGCCUUGCCCCGGGUGCUGACAACCCAUGCUACGCCGCUGCCUGGGCUUAAUGACAAUAACUACACAUACUUGGUACUCUGAAUCAGACUCAAAGUUUGGCAUGCUACUAGUCGGGAGAGUGUUGUUGCAAUCAGAUCCUGAUUUUGGGCUUCUCAUAGGUUUCAUCUGGCCGCUGUGACAACAGGAUGCUGGACUAGAUUGACCGGCUUUGACUUGAUCCAGCAGGGCUUUUCCUAUGUUCUAUUUUGUAUUUGUUUAUUUUCUCUUCUAUUUAGUAUCAGGCAUUUUAUUAGGCUAGCUUAUUUGCAUACAGUGUUCUUUAGUCUAUGCUGUUAAAUUAGGUUUGCUCAUUUGUAUUGUUUUGCACAACGUUGUAUGGACUGAUGCCUUUUUUCUAUUUAUUGACAUGGUGACUUACAAUCCAUUCUAAUGUUUUUGAACAGUAAUGCUUAUUGUUCGUUUGAUAUGUCGUGAGCCUUUUGGGGCACAGUUUUCUGGGAAAGUGGCAUACAAAUAAACACUCAGUGAUCGAUGUACUGUUUUCUUGCUGCAGGACAACCGGAAGUAGGAAAAGGCUGUGCAAACGAAUGCAGGCAGCACUUAUCCAGACCGAUUCACCAGAUCAGACUGCAAAAUUAUAUGAAAAUGACAUGUGGGAUGAAGACUUCGGUAAUGUAAGUGCCUUGUGCCGUUAAUGCUAUGCCAGUUAUUAUACAAUCCAGUUUUCUUCUCAUCAGAAGAGAUGGAAGUUAAAUGCAGUUGUCACAGGAGACGUGUGUCUUCCAGUUUUCUUUCUACCUAUCCAAAGCUCUUUAAGGAGGCCAUAAAUGAUUAAACUGAUUUCAGGAACAAAAAAGGGUGGGAACAGGCUUAAAAUACAUUGAUGUUGUUAUUAUGGCAAAAAGCAAUGGCUGUAGUGAUGCUGUCUUUUGUUUGACCCUUCCCUCCCUGACUUCUAUAGGGUGAGUGUGUAAAUUCAUUUAUUACUAUGAGUAUAUUAUAUAUAGUACUAUCAAUUUGCAUGGUGCCCCAGACAUUAGCAAUGGGAAGACAGGGCUCCACCUCAUACAGUAUAUAAUAUAAAACACAACACAAGCUGAGACUACAGAGGGAAGAGAGGGAAGGAGAGGGAACAGUGAAGCAGGGAGGACGGUGGCUUCUUAGGGUGCAGAGGUGACAGGGUGCCAAGCUUCACUGCAGCUCUUUGGUUUAUUUCUGCUACUCUGCAACACGAUGUUGAUGAAUAUUUGCAAGGCCAUUUUUUUGUUAAAUGGAAAUGGAUGUGGAAAGAUAUUUAAGAAUAUCUUAACUAAGCAGUGCUAAAGGAUGUGCUUAAAUCUGUCCCGUUGAAGAUCACUGAGUUUUAAAGCUGCUUAACUGAGCUGGAUUGUGUCCCUUUUAACUGCUGUUUCCCUUCUCUGUCCAGACUGAUCACUAAGAAGAAUCUGAAAUUCUGUGCAAGACCAGAGGAAGUCUGGGUACAGGAGGCUAUGAGGCAGCUGGAUGCAAUGAACGCUCCUACAGAAGUGACAGCUGGGUUUGACAAACAAGUGGGCGAUACUGUCUCCAUAUCAGUUCACCCUGGGGGUCCACCUGACACCACUGCCACAUUUAGCACAGCUACUUACACUCCCAAACCAGCAGUGAUGGUGACUGGAACGACCCUUCAUCCCCAAACCCUUGCAAGUGGCACUAUGGUUUUCCAAACCUCUGUUGGAUCAAAGAGAUAUGAGGGAAGUCUCACAGCUGUUGGGAAAGGCCUGGAAGAGUUUCCUGGAUCAACUCAUGAUUUGGUGGCAUCUCCAUCCAGCUCCCCCAUAAGCAAUUUUAUUAUUGCAGAUUCCACGGCAAAAGGCACGAAGCCGACCACAGCAUCUGCCACUCCCCCAGCUUCCUCCGAACAACUGACUCCAGUUCUGAGCAGCUCCAGCACAGGUAUCGGAAGGCAGUCAACUGUGGGGCUCCCAACUGCUGAAGCAAACAUGCACACUUCUACCAAAUCAGCAGGUACUUUGUCAACAUCAGGCUUUCACCAGGAGAACGCAACCGGAAAAAGCAGAGCACAGCCAACCACAAGCACUCCUGAGGGUGCCUUCUCUCCCAGUGCUUUGGCUGGACCCCGAAGUCACAUCAUCUUUUGGGCUUCCAUGGGGACUUUUGUGUGUCUCACCAUUGUAGUUGGGUGGGCAUGCGCUAGGCCCAGAACACCACCUAAGGAACUGGUCCAAGGCUUGCUCUUCACUUCCUCUGACUCUCAGUCUGACGCCUUGGCCAUGGAAGUUCUUUAACUUGCCUGUGACUUUGUCUAAGAAUGCUUCUUUCACGCCAGGGUUUUAACCAAGGCCAUUGAAUAAAAGAGGGGGAGCAAGUGAGCCCCAUCCUGCAUGUUCAGUCACAAGAUGCAGUGCACACACAUCAGAUGAAUGGCAAAGCCCAUAAACUAGGGGGGUGGGGGAGAGGCUGGCCCCCUCAAAUAUGUUAUUAGUUGACUUCUACGUUCUAAGGCAAGGCAGAUGGUGUGAGCUUCCCCCACAAGAGUGGGACCUGUGACAUUAGCUGCUCUAGGGAAGCAGGAUGUACCAAACACAUUGCCCAAGGGUUGUGAGAGAGGCCUUAUCCUGCAGGAAUAUGAACUCAGGCCACUUCAAAGUGGGAGGCAGGCCUUCUCACCAAAUCCCUCUGCUAGGGGAACAGAGAGCGGCUCCUUCCUGAGCCAUUCAAGCCAAGUUGGUUGGAAGAAGAGCUGGAGCAGUGCCAAGGCAAUUGUAUAUUGACCUGAGACCAAGGUCAAAGGCUCACCGGGGACAUAUAAUCAAGCAUCCUUGGAUAGGACUCCUCCUAAAGUUGUUUGCUUGAUCUUCCUUUAUUUGUCAAAGUAGGCAAGUGUUGAAUCUGUUGGUGUCUCCGUAGUCCACCAAGAUUCAAAUCUCACGAGGUUGCUUAGACCCUGUAGACCAGGGUAGACCAGGGCCACAUUUUGCCAAGGGCCACAUUCCCUUCAGGGUAAUCUGAUAGGGGCCACAUGUCAGUGGGAGGGGGGCAGAGCCUCUCACCUCCCUCCCUCUCUCCCUACCCACUGGGCUGCAAGCAGAAGGGCAGAUCACUCUUGUCAGAGGUCUAAACUGCUUGCUUGUGGUGGUCUUCCCUCCUUCCAUUUUGCCUUCCUCCUCCCCCUGCUCUGUCUUUCCUUCCAGGCUUUUGCCCCCCUCAAGCAGGAAAUUAGGCAGGGGGCUCCAAGUAACCUGCUGGCUACAGACUCUCCACUUCUGCAACCUGCAGCUGCUGGAAUCUGUGGCCAAGUACUUAGCACAUAGGAAUUACCAUUUCAAGUAUAGGAGAGAAGUGGGAAAGCAUUAUGUAUGUUGAAAUUUGCACUAAACGCUCAAGACCAAAAACCAGGUCAUUUAGCCAAGCUCAAGGUGUACAGUAGUUUUUUAUCCUUAUCCAUAGAAUGGGUAUUUUCUGGGUUUGCUAUAUGGUGUUUUGUAUUUUCUUUAAGUAAAUAAAUAAAACUCUAAUCCCAUGUAAUGUGUCGUCUUUCACAAAUGCGAGGCGGAAUAAAAAAAGAGGGUCGUCCAAGUGAACCAAAGUACCUUGUUAUGGAACCACUAACAGAUUACAGAUGUAGGGCCAUCACUUUGCUUUAUUUCCACCCUGCC
Molecule: messenger RNA, 16122 nt
Organism: Podarcis lilfordi (Lilford's wall lizard)
Lineage: Eukaryota; Metazoa; Chordata; Lepidosauria; Squamata; Lacertidae
Source: the annotation of a GenBank genome assembly